GAGCGGGGCGCGGCGGAGGAGCCCCUGAGAGCUGGAAGCCUCGGGGCGGUUGUUGUAGGGGCAGCGCUCCGGGGGGUGUCGGGGGCCAGAGAUGCAGCCCGGCCUCGGGACCUGCAAACUGCGGGCCCCUCUGAAGCGGAGCCGGAUCCUGCACAUGGCGCUCAUGGGGACAGCUGACCCCUCCCGAGAGGCCAGCGAGGCGGCGACGCCCUUUGUGCUGCGGGCCCUGCAGAUCGCGCAGGUGGUCUGCCUCUACUGGGUCACCUCCAUCUCCAUGGUGUUCCUGAACAAGUACCUGCUGGACAGCCCCUCCCUGCAGCUGGACACCCCCAUCUUUGUCACCUUCUACCAGUGCCUGGUGACCGCCCUCCUCUGCAAGGGUCUCAGCACCCUGGCCACCUGCUGCCCGGGCGCCGUGGAGUUCCCCACCUUGCACCUGGACCUCCACGUGGCCCGCAGCGUGCUGCCCCUGUCGGUGGUCUUCAUCGGCAUGAUCACCUUCAAUAACCUCUGCCUCAAGUACGUGGGCGUGGCCUUCUACAACGUGGGCCGCUCGCUCACCACCGUCUUCAACGUGCUGCUCUCCUACCUGCUGCUCCGCCAGACCACUUCGUUCUACGCCCUGCUCAGCUGCGGAGUCAUCAUCGGGGGCUUCUGGCUGGGAGUGGACCAAGAGGGAGCAGAGGGCACCCUGUCUUGGGUGGGCACCCUCUUCGGCGUGCUGGCCAGCCUCUGCGUCUCGCUCAACGCCAUCUACACCAAGAAGGUGCUCCCGGCGGUGGACGGCAGCAUCUGGCGCCUCACCUUCUACAACAACGUCAACGCCUGCGUCCUCUUCCUGCCGCUGCUCCUGCUCCUGGGCGAGCUGCAGGCGCUGAGCCGCUUCCCGCUGCUGGCCAGCGCCCACUUCUGGGCCAUGAUGACCCUGGGCGGCCUGUUCGGCUUCGCCAUCGGCUACGUGACGGGGCUGCAGAUCAAGUUCACCAGCCCCUUGACACACAAUGUGUCGGGCACAGCCAAGGCAUGUGCCCAGACGGUCCUGGCCGUGCUCCAGUUCGAGGAGACCAAGAGCUUCCUGUGGUGGGGCAGCAACUUGCUGGUGCUGGGCGGCUCCUUCGCCUACACCUGGAUCCGAGGCUGGGAGAUGAAGCGGACCCAGGAGGAGCCCGGCCCCAAGGAGGAGAAGAGCAGCCUGGGGGUCUGAGUUCACCCUGAGGACCCUGCCCUGCCGGGCACGUGACCCGAGGGGGCCUCCCUGGACUGGACUGAGAGGGCGGGCCCCCAGCCCGCCCUAGGGGGUGACCGGGGGCCUGGUUUACAGAGCUCUUGAUCAGAAUCUGGCCGCUGAAAUGCCUGUCUUGACCCCUUUGUUCCAGGAUUUAUUUUUGUCCUCCCACCCUGCCCCCAAGGGUGGCGGGACCCCCGCGGGAAGAGCCAGUUAGGUUCUCCAGAAGAGCUUCAGCUCUUAGGGUGGAGGAUGGGGGGCAGCACCCCCUGGACACCCCCGUGCCUCGGCCUUCUACCUCCAUGUGUCCUUCAGGGUUGGGGUCCAUACUGGUGAAGUCGCUGGUCUGCACUUACUCUCAGGGCAGCUGGGGGCACCCCAUCACAGGCCACCCCAGGGCAUCCAGGGCGGGUGGGCAGCAUCACCUGGGCCCUCAGAGCAGCCCCCCUUGGCACAGAAUCACAGGCUGGGCCCCGGGAGGAGCCGCACACACAUGCCUCUCUCCCAUGUGGACCGGCAGGCCCUGUGGAAAGGGGUGAAGGGUCUGGUGUCCCCCUGCUAGCUCUGGUGCCUCCGGGCCCUGCUGGGCAGGAGCCAGGGAGUGGGGUCCACCACGAGCAGGUGCCCUUUUUCCCCAUCAUCGGCACAUAGGAACCACACAUGUGCUAUGGUUCUGGCUAAGCAAGGGCAUGAACCAUGCCCCACCCCUCCAGGCACCCCCCACCCCCGGCACUGGUUUUCCUGCCCCCAAGGUGUCAGGGCCCCUCUGCCAUCCCUGGCCCCUGCCCAGGACCUGGCUCAGGUGACCGCCUCCUGGAGGUGAAGGUCCAGGAGCUGCUCUGCCUUCUCCCCUCUCCAAAUGCUUUAGCCCCCGACAGGGCCGAGGGACCCCGGCCCCCAUCCCUGGGGCGGGGGGGCAGGUUCUACAACAGAACCGAACCAGAGCCUUCUCUUCGGAGGUGAGGAUGCUUGUUCCCCACCUAACCACGGGCAUCUCUCACCAACCUGUCCCUUCUGGGGGCACUAUUCUACCCCUCUUGUGAGGGAUAACUCCUCAUGUUUCAAGCCAAGGCUGGGGAGGAGGGUGGGUUUUCUAC
This is a messenger RNA of Sorex fumeus (smoky shrew), 2322 nucleotides long. RefSeq names its product solute carrier family 35 member C1 (gene SLC35C1). Gene Ontology annotation, cellular component: Golgi apparatus. NCBI's taxonomy places the organism in Eukaryota, Metazoa, Chordata, Mammalia, Eulipotyphla, Soricidae. Gene Ontology annotation, molecular function: antiporter activity. The record is from RefSeq and is a predicted model, not a curated record. The transcript is spliced from 3 exons. Gene Ontology annotation, biological process: protein O-linked glycosylation via fucose; GDP-fucose import into Golgi lumen. Bases 92 to 1204 code for a protein of 370 amino acids.